UCCAUAUUUUCUUGUUUCUGAAUUGAGUUCAUUCAAUUAUUUCUUUAGUUGAAUACGUUAUUUUAAAUAAAAUAAUGAUGUGCAUAAAUCAUACAAUCACUUACAUGCAUAUUAUUUAGUAUUUCCUUUUUUUAAAUAAUUGUACAAUUCGCUAAUCAAAGUAUUAAACAUUUUUGGUAAUUUAAAUAAUAAUUUUUUUUUUAAAAUAUGGACGAAGACUGUUCAGUGCUUCAAGAAGAAGAAAGAGAAGCUUUGCUUUCUAUUUAUGAUGGCGAUGAAGCUUUUAAACAAGUAUCUCCUACCAUUUAUCAAUACAAGUAUGGAGAAGAUAGCGACAAUAAAUCCUUUCUAUUGGAGGUUGAAUGGCACAACAAUUAUCCAAAUGAAGCGCCUAAAAUAAAUUUAGAUAUGUUCUACAAUAAACACAUAGUAAGUUCAGUUAAAGAAAAUAUUAAAGAUAAAAUUUCAAAAGAGGCUGACCAUUAUUUGGGAGAAUCUAUGACAUUUACUCUUUUUGAAUUUCUUAAAGAUUUUGCUGUAGAACUUGUAGCUGAUCAACCAGAUAAAGAAAUUAAUGAAAGUAUAACUAAACUUUCGAUAGAUAAUGAUGAAGAAUCUUCAAAAAAGACAACAAAGAAAGAAACUAUGAGCAAAGCUCAAAAGAGAAAACAAUGGGAUCGUUUAGAUUCUAAAGGAGAAAAACCACGAGGAUAUGAUUGGAUAGAUGUUGUUAAACAUUUGUCACAAACAGGAUCAUCCAAGAACGAAGAGAAUUGAGUUUUAUCAAUGAAAAUUUAUUCUUGGGACAAAUUAAAUGACCUAAUACAUUAGCAUGAAAGUAUGCUUUUAAAAUAUUUUCAGUGUUGAUAUUUUUAUCUAACACUACACGUAUGAUGUCUUUAUGUGUAUCCACAAUUAAUAUAUAAAGAUAAUCUUUAUACAUUUCAA
This is a messenger RNA of Rhopalosiphum padi (bird cherry-oat aphid), 948 nucleotides long. RefSeq names its product RWD domain-containing protein 4. NCBI's taxonomy places the organism in Eukaryota, Metazoa, Arthropoda, Insecta, Hemiptera, Aphididae. The coding region runs from base 208 to 777 and encodes 189 amino acids. Gene Ontology annotation, molecular function: protein binding. The record is from RefSeq and is a predicted model, not a curated record. The transcript is spliced from 5 exons.